Molecule: messenger RNA, 1858 nt
Organism: Mus musculus (house mouse)
Lineage: Eukaryota; Metazoa; Chordata; Mammalia; Rodentia; Muridae
Gene: Babam1
Product: BRISC and BRCA1 A complex member 1
Exons: 10
Coding region: 704-1705 (333 amino acids)
Biological process (GO): double-strand break repair; mitotic G2 DNA damage checkpoint signaling; positive regulation of DNA repair
Cellular component (GO): cytoplasm; nucleoplasm; BRCA1-A complex
Molecular function (GO): identical protein binding
Source: RefSeq, a predicted model, not a curated record
UCAGCAUUUGCACAGCUUUUAUUUUUCAUUACUUUGCUUUACUCAUCUUUGUCUGUGGUGGUCCUACUUGUCUCCGAGAUCGAACUCAGGCCCCUCAGGAUUGGUGGCAAGAGCCUGCACCUGCUCAGUAGCCCACAACGUUUCUCUUCAAUGAGUCUGAACUGCUGCAUCAGGCGGUUGGAGGCACUGGCAACAAUAAGCUUGUCCACAGUGUGUCUGCUGCCUUCUUUACUUUUUCUUUACAUUUUAGUUUUUAUACAGCGUCUCAUUUAGCCCAGCCUGGUCUAAACGCCCGAUCUUCGUCUCCGGGUCUCUGGAGUGUUGGGAUGACAGGUGUGCACCACCAGUCCUCAUCAAGAUCACACCCACUCCCAGUAUUACCCAUCUUCAGCCCCAUUCCAGCCACUCCAAGCCACACCCCCAGAACGCCUCAGCCUAUCAGCUUCCAUGUCCCGAGGGCCACUGAACUACAUUUCCCAGAAGGUGUCUCGGCAGCGCCGCACAAACUUCCGGCCAGGAAGAUGGCGGCUUCCUAGAGUCCUGAUUGACUGGCCGCGGUGCCCAGGCUACAGAGUGGAACCUGCGGCACUGUGAACGCGCGUGAGCUUUGUGUCGCCGUGGUCUAACUUCGACCCGGAUUGCUGUAGCUCCAGGCAGGAUCCUGGCUUCCACUAUCCCCCCUUCAUCUAACCACUCGGGAACCAUGGAGGUGGCAGAGGCGAACAGCCCCACGGAGGAGGAGGAAGAGGAGGAAGAAGAAGGAGAGGAGACGAUAUCAGAGCCCAGGCCUCACACUCGAUCCAAUCCAGAGGGGGCUGAGGACCGGGCCCUGGGAGCUCAAGCCAGUGUGGGCAGCCGCAGCGAGGGCGAGGGUGAGGCAGCCACUGCAGAUGGCGGGGCAGCCAGUGUCCCAGGAGCCGGGCCUAAGCCCUGGCAAGUACCAGCAUCAGCAUCUGAGGUCCAGAUUCGAACACCAAGGGUCAACUGUCCAGAGAAGGUGAUCAUCUGUCUGGAUCUUUCGGAGGAGAUGUCUGUGCCAAAGCUGGAGUCCUUUAAUGGCUCUAGGACAAACGCCCUGAAUGUGUCUCAGAAGAUGGUUGAGAUGUUUGUUCGCACAAAGCACAAGAUUGACAAGAGCCACGAAUUUGCACUGGUUGUAGUGAAUGACGACUCCGCCUGGCUGUCUGGCCUGACCUCUGACCCACGUGAGCUCUGCAGCUGCCUGUAUGACCUGGAGACGGCGUCCUGCUCCACCUUCAAUUUGGAAGGCCUCUUCAGCCUCAUCCAGCAGAAGACCGAGCUGCCAGUCACAGAGAAUGUGCAAACCAUCCCACCCCCCUAUGUUGUGCGCACCAUCCUGGUCUACAGCCGCCCACCCUGCCAGCCCCAGUUUUCCCUGACUGAGCCCAUGAAGAAGAUGUUCCAGUGUCCCUACUUCUUCUUCGACAUCGUUUAUAUCCACAAUGGCACUGAGGAGAAGGAAGAGGAUAUGAGCUGGAAGGACAUGUUUGCCUUCAUGGGUAGCCUGGACACCAAGGGCGCCAGCUACAAGUAUGAGGUAGCACUUGCUGGUCCUGCCCUGGAGCUGCACAAUUGCAUGGCCAAGUUGCUGGCCCACCCGCUGCAAAGACCCUGCCAGACCCACGCGAGCUACAGCCUGCUGGAGGAGGACGAGGAGGCUGGAGAAGAGGAAGCCACUGUGUGAACUAUGACAUGUGACAUCUCCGCACCCUCCUAUGAGGAGAGCGCAGGCACACUAUUAUUGGCCCAUGCUCAAUCCCACUCUGUCCACUGUAAAUUCAUUCUUCCUGGGACUAUUUUUGUCACCGGAAUAAAAAUCUGAGGUCCCUGAGCCCAC